Molecule: messenger RNA, 1314 nt
Organism: Phaeoacremonium minimum UCRPA7
Lineage: Eukaryota; Fungi; Ascomycota; Sordariomycetes; Togniniales; Togniniaceae
Exons: 1
Coding region: 1-1314 (437 amino acids)
Source: RefSeq, a predicted model, not a curated record
AUGGCGAGGUUGCGGAGGCCUCUACGAGCCUUCCUAGUUGCGGCGAUAUGUGCGACUACCUCAGCAUCAGCGAUACCGUUCCGUGCUCUUUUUGAGCGAGCAGACACAUGCCCCACCGACUUCUCCAGCUGUCCAGAUGGACUUCCCGACAACUUCUGUUGCCCGAAUGGACAAACAUGUAACGCCCUGGCGGGAAACACGACGGCUCUCUGCUGUCCAGAGGGUGCAAACUGCGACAGGAUACAGCCCAUCACAUGUGAUUUAUCACAGCAGGAUGCUUCAAAAUCCCCGACCAACCUCAUCAAGACCACGGCUCUGAACGCGGCUCUGGGACGCUGCGGAACCAACACCUGCUGCCCAUUUGGAUAUUCGUGCGACUCUGAUACGAAAUGCAAGAAGGACGCAAACCAGAACGCGGCGCCGAUAGAGACAACGCCGGUGUCUACCUCGACAACGGCAGUCACUUCGCUGCUCACCGCAACGGGCAAGCCAACGACCACAACGCCCACGGCAUCCGCAACCGUCUCUCCAGACCCCGUCUCCGCCACGUCCGAGGCACCGCAGCCUACCACAACAAGCAGCUCGUCCGGCGGGUCCUCCACCGCCGCCAUCGCGGGCGGUAUCGCGGGUGGCCUGAUAGCGGCGAUCCUCAUCGCGAUCCUGGUCUGCGUGUGCAUCAAGCGCAAGCAGAAGCAGAGAAAGGAGGCGGCCGCGGCUGACCCCCUGAAACUCAACCGCUCGACGUCGUCGUUCGGCAACAUCAUCGCCAACCCGCUCACGGCGGGCGGCCCCCACCUCAAGGGCCCGAUCAGCAAGCCCAUCAUCUCGGCGGGGUCGACGAUGCGCUCCGACUUUGCGCGGCGGAGCCCCGGCUCACAUCGCGACUCGUCCGGCUUCGGCGGCGGCGGCGUCGGCAUCGCCAGGGGCUCGGGCGACACCUAUGAGGAGCACGGCGCCAGCAGCCUGCCGAGCACGCCGUCGCGGACGCCGAGGACCCAGGUGCGCCCCGGCGUGGGCACGGCCGCGGUCCCGCCGAUCCGCAACAUGGCGGCGACGAGGCGCGAGCCGCCAGAGACGCCGCCGCCGCCGCAGCAGCGACGCGACCGCGAGCCCAGCUCCGUGAGCAUCAACGUGUUUGCGGACCCGACGGUCGCGACGCCGCAUAGCGGCCUGCUGACGCCGCACCGCGAGAGACGGCUCAGCCACCAGACUACCUUCACCGAUAUGAUGGAGCAGGCCGAUCUGGGCGGGAUAAGGCGCGGCGAGCCGUACGUGCCGCCGAGUGCACAGUCGAGUCCUGCGAGGAGAAGGUAG